This is a messenger RNA of Zygotorulaspora mrakii, 2001 nucleotides long. It is a transcript of the gene MAD1, whose product is annotated as coiled-coil domain-containing protein MAD1. The transcript has a single exon. Gene Ontology annotation, biological process: mitotic spindle assembly checkpoint signaling; attachment of mitotic spindle microtubules to kinetochore. The record is from RefSeq and is a predicted model, not a curated record. Gene Ontology annotation, cellular component: nuclear envelope; mitotic spindle; kinetochore. NCBI's taxonomy places the organism in Eukaryota, Fungi, Ascomycota, Saccharomycetes, Saccharomycetales, Saccharomycetaceae. Bases 1 to 2001 code for a protein of 666 amino acids.
AUGACUAGUAGUGGUGGCUCUUCCCCAUUUCUGGAAAGCCCGUUGGUAGCUUCUUCCAAGGGAAUAGCCUCUCAAACAGGUGGUUGUAAAGAUGCAGAACGGCGAUUGAUAUCGUUACAGUACAAAAUAAAUACACUGCAAAACGAUUUUGAAAUCGAAAGGCUCAGAAUGCAACAACAGAAUAACUUAAUUGACAAAAAAUACCGAGAUACAGUCGAUGAGUUGGAAAAGGCAUUAAAUGACACUAAAUACCUCUACGAGACAAACAGCAAACUGGAGAAAGAAUUGAGAGAGAUGACAGACAAAAUGGGGACCUUGAGCUCAAAAAAGAAUGUUCAAAUUGAGACUUUGUCUUCUAAACUACAUGCAUUAGAAUAUCAGUCUGUAGAUUCUCAGACGGCUCUUGAUUCAAAGUUGUCCAAAGCCGAAAAGUUAAUUGAUAAUUACAAAUUAGAGCUCGAAAGAUCCAAAAACUUGCUCAAUGAAUAUGAGGACAAAAUGUCAAGACAAACUAACGAUCUUAGGAAAUUUCAGAAAACAAUUGGUGAGAAAGAUGACGAAAUCGCAACUUUAAGAGCUUCUAGGGUUGUCAUGGCACAUCAUAAUUAUUCCACCGAAGAAUUGAAAGAACUAACAGUCACAAAUAAAAUGUUACAUGAUCAACUUAAGUAUACAAAAGAAUUGGAGCAGAAAAAUCUGCAGCAAGCCAACGAGCUCAAAAAAUUACGUCUUAACAAUGAGUCCCAGCAGUUCUGGAAGAGCGAAAAUGAUAAACUGCAAAAUAAACUUCAGCAAACCAGUGUUUUAGAAAAGCAAUUGGAAGACUGUCAGCUAGAAAACCUCAACUUGAAAUCGCAAAUUGCUUCUUGGGAAAUAUACAGUAGCGAGACAGAUCGACCUGAGGAUAUUAUUAGAGAUUGGAAGUUAGCGAAGGAAGAAAUUGUUGUACUCACUGAUGAAAACAAAAUGCUUCAUCUAAAUUUAAGCAACCUCAAGAUCCUAAAUGAUGAAAUGGCACUGGAAAGAAACCAAAUCCUAGAUUUAAAUAGAAGUUACGAAGCAAGCAUUAUCAACCUGAAGAGAUUAAACCACGAAUUUGAACAGCAAAAACAAUUGUCUUUUGAAGAGUGCAAGUUGCUGCGAAGACAAUUAGAUGAACUAUCGUCAUUCAAUGAGGAAGCAGGAUUACAAAAUGGAGAAGGAAAGGAGCUGAAAAAAUAUGAGACUAUCGUUGAUCAGUAUAAGAGCCAUACAGAUGACCUAACAGAGGAAUUGAGAAAAUUGAACGAGCAAAUGCAGUCCCAGGAACCGUCGUUGAAAAGAAAAAAAUUGAGUGACCAAACUGGGGUCAACUAUUCGCAAAAACUUAAUGAACUGCAAUUGCAUAAUGUUAAUUUGUUGAGAGAGGUGCAGAAAUAUCAGAGUAUUGAGAAGAUGCUUGAGGAGAAAGUACAAAAAUUAACAGAAAUAAAAGAGAAGAAAAUUCGCAUCUUACAGUUGCGCGAUAAUCCUCUUCUCAAAGAUCAAUUUAUCAAACGAAAACAGUUACAACUUUUAAAAGAAGAAAAUAAUAGCUUGCUUCAAGAAAUUAAGUUAGGGAAAAACUCCGAAACGGAUUAUAUACCACUGGCUGUUUACAAUACAUUGACCUUCGAAUCCAAACAGAGAGAAGAUGAGCUGUUCAAAGCUGGCAAAAAGCUAAUCAGGCUGAAAGAAAUCUUCAACAAAAAGUCGCUCGAAUUUAUAGAGGUGGUUAACUCGUUGUUAGGCUUCAAACUUGAGUUUCAACAGGAAGGUAAAGUGAAAAUAUAUUCUUGCUUCAAACCAGAUAAGUAUCUGAUUGCUAAUCUGAUUGACAAUACAUUUAAAUCUAAUUUAGACUCCGAUAUUGACGACUGGGAUCAAUUAUUAAACUUAUGGGUCGAAGAGCGAGGUCAGAUACCGUGCUUUCUAGCUACGAUCACGCUGAGACUAUGGAAAAGCUCCUCUUCUGCUAGUUGA